AUGUCGCUAGCAGUGUCAUUACAUGACGCGGUACUCCAGGAGCGAGCGGGUGAGCGGGCGCGGCCGCCGCGAGCGAUGUGGCGCGCGGCGCUGGCGCUGGCAGCGCUGGUGGCGCUGGGGGCGCGCGGCGCGGCGGGUGGCUGCGGCGUGGCGGAGUUCGCGUGCCGUAGCGGCGCCUGCGUGCGCCUGGACGCGUACUGCGACGGUGAGGCGCACUGCGCGGACGGCAGCGACGAGCCAGCGCACUGCUCCGUGUGCAACCGCACGUACUACGGCCGCGUAGGUGUGGCGUACGCGGUGGCGGUGCGCUCGGCACCGCGCGCGCCCUUCCUGUGCCACCUAACGUUCACGGCGGGCGGGGGCGCGCACGGUGACCUGGUACAGCUGGCCUUUGACGAGUUCCGCGUGGGGCGCUACGAGCCGGGCGCGAUGGACGGCUGCCCCGACGGGUACAUGCAGCUGUCGGAGCUCGGCCGCCCGUUCACCGGCGGGUCGUGGUGCGGCGAGGCGGAUGGCGCCGCGCUCUACUACAGUGAGACAGCGACGGUCACCGUAUCGGUGAAACUGUUUCGCGCACGUCUCGGGGAAAAUUUUGGCUUCCGGUUGCGUUACAAAUUCUUGGCUCAACGCGAUGCUGUCGUCAGGUUCGGCGCGAUGGAGGCUCCGCUGGAGCGCGGCGCCGUGUCGCCCGGCACGUACUGCACGCGCACGUACGAGGAGUGCCACCGCAAGCCGUGCCGUCUGCAGAGCCCCAACUACCCCGGCAUGUACCCCAGAAACGUCACGUGCUACUGGAGUCUUCGCCAAAAAGACAUUCCGACGUGUAAACAUGCGAUGAUCUCUGUGCGACAAGAACAUUCUCACAAGAUGCAGAUUAAGCGCUCGAUAUCGAUGGCGAGCCUCAACAAGACGGGACGCGUGGUGCGCGCGUGGCGCGAGUGCACGGGCGAGCGCGACCGCCUCAUCUUCUACGACGGCGCGUCUACGGACGACCCCGUGCUGGUGGAGUACUGCGGCGGCGACUGGCUGCCGCGCGUGACGUCACGCGGGCCCGAGAUGCUGGUGGCCUUCCACUCCUCGCCCUUCAGCGCGCCGCUGCGGCCGCCCGCACCCGCAGCGCCCCUGCGCGGCUUCGAGCUCGAUGUUGACGUCGUCUUCGCCGACUCCGACUCGCUCGACUACGCUAGAGAGGCACGACGUUGCGAGUUUCACGUCAAAGCUUCAUCGUCCGAGGAGGAAACGAACACUACCAUUGCGGGCAGCGGUCGCGGCCGCCGGGGCAAACUGCGGGCACCCGCGCACACGCUGCCCCCCAACACCACCUGCACCUGGACGUUCCACGGCCGCCCAGGAGAUCUAGUUUGGAUUUACUUCUCGAGCUUCACGCAAUACUCACUGGUCGAGCCACGCCGCAUCGAGAGUGCGGAGCGGGAGGAGGAGGGGGGCGUGGGCGCCACCCGGCCACGCUCUGGGCGCGCGCGACCUGCGGCCGGCGCCUGCGCGGUGGAGCUGCGGAUCUGGGACGGCGGCGGGGCGGACGAAGCAGGGACGCGCGCGCUGGGCCGCUACUGCGACGCGGCGCCGGCGCUGUGCGCGCGCGCUGCGCUGGCCAAUGCGACGCGCGCGCCGCGGCCGUGCGCGCCACCCGACGGGUACGUGUCGGCCGCGCCGCUCCUGUCACUGGCGGCCACCUCGCGCCCCGGCACCGCCACGCAUCCGCUCGAGUUCGCUUUACAUUACGAAUUUGUGGACGCGCGGCUCGAAGGAGCUCCUCUGCCCGAUGAUGGCCGACGUCCGCGAGCGUUGCCGAACGAUUGCGCUCGUUGGCUGACGACGCCAGGAGCGUUCGCGUCGCCGCGGAACGCUCUUUGGUUCGGGCGCGGGGGCGCGCGGCGGCUCCGCUGCGUGUACCGGCUGGAGGCGGCGGACGCGCGCGUGGCGCUGGAGUUGGUGUCGGCGUCGUUCGGUCGGGAGCCGCGCUGUGUGACGCGCUCGGACGCGCUCACCGGGCGCCUCGUGUGCGCGCCGGACCCACUGGACGCGCGCCCCGAGGAUGCUGACGUCAUCGACGAGGGUCUAGUCGACUUCGACGGUGAUGAUGAUACCCCAUUGCGAGUGCCUCAUUUAAAGAUAUAUGAAUCUCCGUGGCCCGGAUACAGGGUGCCGGUGGCGUGCAUCUGCGACAACAGCAGCGCGCCGCUGCGGCUGCAGUCCGGCGGCGGCGCGCUGGAGCUGGAGCUGGUCGCGCGCGCGCUCGCGCCCGCCGAGGACCACCGCCACCUGCACUUCCGCGGCACCUGGGCGCGCGCCCCCGCGCCCGCGCCCCCGCCCGCCUGCGCCGCGCGCCGCCGUCUGCCGCCGCCGGGGGCGCGCGUGCACCUGCUUUACCCGUACAGUGGAAAUAGAAUAUCAGAGUGCGGUGAGACACCGUUCCUUCUGGAGGCGAGAGGGAACCGGUCCGUGUUCCUGCGCGUGUGGGGCGAGGAGCUGCCACUGAGCGGGGGCGCGGGGGGCGCAGGCGAGCCGCCGCCCUGCGCCACCGCCAACCGAGUGCUGGUGUACGAGGCGCACUCGGCGCGCCUGGUGCGCGUCGUGUGCCCGGCGGCCGGGGGGCGCGCGCUGCAGCUGUUCUCGGCCGAGUGGUGGGGGCGCGGCGCGCGGCCCGGCGCGCUGCUCGUGGUGUGGGCGGCGCGCGAGCCCGGCGCCGCGCGCUUCUCGUGGAUGGAGGUGUGGCGCGCCGGCCCGGCGCCGCGCCCGCUGGCGCCCGGCGAGGCGUGGCCCAACGCCAGCGCCGCCUGCGCGCACCCGUGCGCCGCGCUGGGCGCCUGCAUGGCGCCGGCGCUAUGGUGCGACGGCGAGAGCGACUGCCCGGGCGGUGGGGACGAGGCGGGCGCGUGCGGCGCGGGGGCCCGCCUGCUGGCUGCGCUGGCGGCGCCGGCGGCGGCGGGCGCAGCGGCGGCGGCUGCGUGCGGCGCGGCGGCGCUGGCGCUGCUGGUGGCGGCGCUGCUGCGGCGGCGGCGGCGCGCGGGCGCCGACAAGCAGUUGCUGGGGGCGCUGGCGGCGGGGCGCCGGCUGACGGAGGAGCUGUUGUUCGACGCGUCGCGCGCGUCGUCGGCGGCGUCGUCCUGA
Molecule: messenger RNA, 3129 nt
Organism: Spodoptera littoralis (African cotton leafworm)
Lineage: Eukaryota; Metazoa; Arthropoda; Insecta; Lepidoptera; Noctuidae
Source: the annotation of a GenBank genome assembly